Molecule: messenger RNA, 7279 nt
Organism: Poecilia reticulata (guppy)
Lineage: Eukaryota; Metazoa; Chordata; Actinopteri; Cyprinodontiformes; Poeciliidae
Source: RefSeq, a predicted model, not a curated record
UCUGCAGGAGCUCCUCCGACCAGCGCAAGCCCUGCUGGUCCCCAGGCACCCUCUCCACGCUCCGCACGUGGGAAGACGAGUGUCAGCAGAAGAGUGGGAGUAUCAUCCUGCAUGCGGUGGAGAGCAAGAGGGAUAAGAAAGUAAGAAGUGAGCAUGUUUGAAAUUCAAAGUGGAAGAACAAUGUGAAAAUGAAAAGAGAUGAAACGAGAUGAGGGGAGGAGAAUAAAGACGGAAAAAACUGGAAUUGGAAAUGCAGGGUGGCACGAGGAAUAAGUGAGCGAAUGGGAGAGGAAGAGAGAGAGUAAGAGGGAAGGGAGGGAGGCGAACAACACUGCAGACACUCAUCCGCUGUCACUGCUCCGCAGCCAGAGGACAGAGGCAGCACCGGCGUCAGCGGGCUACGAUGGAGGAGGACGGCUGCACCAUCCGUCUGCGGCUCGCUCCCCACCACUGACCCCUUCUCUCUGGGAACGUCCCGCCAAGUUAGCGGAGGAAACUACCACCUCUGUCCUUCACGAGAUCACAAGUUCUGGAGCUCAACUUCUGCAGGACCGCCGUUCACACCCUUCGCAAUAAUUUCUCCCGUUGUACACGCCCACACUCCUCAUCACACCCUCUCCUUUAAACCGAAGCCCGCUGCACUUCCCCGUCGCCUCCUGGACUCGUGUGUUUGGUUUGUUCUUCAUCACUGCUGCUUGCUGGCCUUUCGAGCUGAGUGGAUUUACUUUUCUCCUGUGGUGGACCAUGGGGCAGGGGUGGCGGGGCGCAGGAGGGACCCCCGGGAAAAGGACAGGGGGGAGCUGGUACCUUUUGGUGACAUUGCUGCUCUGUGGUUUCUGGAAGGCUCACUCGCAGACAGACGAUGGGAAGUCUGUAUACUUCUGGGAAACAGGUCCGUGGGGGCGAUGCAUGGGCAGCGACUGCGGCCCGGGCGGCAGCCAAAGCCGGGCGGUCUGGUGCGCCCACGUGGACGGCUGGACGACCCUCCACACCAACUGUGACCAGGCUCAGCGGCCCUCCAACCAGAGGAACUGCUUCCGCGUGUGCGACUGGCACAAGGACCUGUACGACUGGCAGCUGGGGGCCUGGAACGAGUGCGUGCCGGUGUCGGCCAGGACCUUCGGCGCCGCGCGGCAGUUCAUGUGCAGCGGCGGCGAGGAGGGCAUUCAGACCCGGGAGGUGGGCUGCACGCUCAAGGCGGAUGGGUCUCCAGCAGAGGACGCCAUCUGUGAGUACUUUGAGCCCAAGCCGCGCCUGGAGCAGGCGUGUUUGAUCCCCUGCCCUCAGGACUGCGUCGUCACCGAGUAUUCGCCAUGGACCUCCUGCUCCAAAACGUGCGGAACGGGCCUCAGGAACAGAGUCCGCAGCGUCCUGGUUCCUCCGCUUUUCGGAGGAGCCGGUUGCCCGAACCUCACCGAGUUCCAGUCCUGUAAACCGGGAGCUUGUGUGGGUCCGGAAGGCCUGUACAGCCUUAGGGUCGGACCGUGGACCCCCUGCGUCCUGCCGCAGACCCGGACCGCACGGCAGGCGAAACGGCGGAAAGGCAAAGGUCAGGGGCUCAGGGAGCGAGGAGGGGUGAAGGAUCCUGAAACCAGGGAGCUGAUUCAAAAGAAACGGUCCAGGAACCGGCUGAACCGGCAGGAGAGUCCGUUCUGGGACAUCCAGGUGGGAUACCAGACCCGGGAAGUGGCCUGCAUCCACCGGAACGGCAGCAGAGUGGGGCGCAACCUGUGCAUACCGCGGGAGCUGCCGCUGACCAUCCAGUCCUGCGUCCUCCCUAAAGACUGCCAGGUGACGGAGUGGACCGACUGGAGCUCCUGCUCCAAGGCCUGCGCGGACCCCGAGUCUCCGAGGGGAACCCGCACCCGGAGACGACAGGUGCUCCAGUUCUCUGUUGGCGAGGGCGUUGAGUGUCCGGUCCUGGAGGAGACGGAGUCCUGUGAACCUCCGGGGGGAAGCGUUCCUCCCUGUGCAAGUUACACAUGGAGAACCACGGAGUGGAGCGACUGCCGGGUCGACGUGCUGCUGAGCCAACAGGACCGACGGCGCACCAACAUGACCGGGCUCUGCGGCGGAGGCCUGCAGACCAGGGAAGUUUAUUGUGUCCAGGCGAACGCAGAGCUUCUGAAAUACCUGAACAACCUCAAAGAAAAAGACAAAGCGGGUCAGACCCAAAGACAGCAGAAGCCUAGUGUCCCCCCUCUCCUCUCCAUCACCUUCCAGAUUACAGCCUCCCGCCCGAUGGAGAACCAGCUGUGCACGGGCCCGAUCCCAAACAGAUCCCAGCUCUGCCAGAUCCCCUGUCCCAUCGACUGCGAGGUGUCGCCCUGGGGGGCCUGGGGGCCGUGCAUCUUUGAGAACUGCAACGAUCAGACCGGAAAGAAAGGCUUCAAACUGAGGAAACGACAGAUUACCAACGAACCAACCGGGGGCCUAGGAAGCUGCCCUCACCUUGUGGAGGCCAUGCCGUGUGAUGAACCCAGCUGCUACAAAUGGCAGCUGGUCAGCCUGGACAGGUGUAUUCCUGAUGACGGGAAGCAGUGCGGCCCUGGAACUCAGCUGCCUCAAGUUCAAUGCAUCAACAGUAACGGGGAGCUGGUGGACAGAAGCCUGUGCUCCUCCUCGGCCGUUUUGGAGCCCGUUUCCUGCGAGGUGCCCUGCGCCAGAGACUGCGUGCUCAGCGACUGGACGCCGUGGUCGACCUGCUCCCAGACCUGCUCCAGCAAAACCGUGGAGGGCAAGCAAAUGAGGACCCGCUCCAUUCUGGCCUACAACGCUGGGGAAGUCACUGCGAUGGUUGUGGCGUGGAUCACAGUGAUGGAGGGUCUGUCACGGGUGCCCCAGUUCCCAGAACUUUACGGCGGCUCCCUGUGUCCGAACAGCAGCGCCCUGCAGGAGGUGCGGAACUGUAACGAACACGCCUGCAUCGUUUACCACUGGCAGACGGGGCCCUGGGGGCCGUGCACCGAGGACCCCUCCACCGCACCGCUCAACACCUCCGCAGGGACGCGUCCCGCUGCGGACGCUCAGGGCCUUUGCUCCAUGGGAGUGCAGACCCGGAAGGUCAUGUGCGUCCGGGUCAACGUGGGACAGGUGCCGCCCAAAAAGUGUCCAGAAGGCCCGCGCCCAAGCACGAUGCGACCGUGUCAGCUGCCUUGCAAGAAGGACUGCAUCGUGACUCCUUUCAGCAACUGGACUGAAUGUUCGGUUUCCUGCGAUUCAGGUGGUGAAGCUGUGAAGAGAAAGCAAUCAAGGAGACGUCUGGUCAUCCAGACGCCUUCUAAUGGAGGACAGGAUUGCCCGCUGGUGCUUGAAGAGGAGAGGGACUGCGAGGUCCCCAAAGUCUGUCCCGGCUUCAGGUGGAAAACUCAUAAGUGGAGGAAGUGCCAACUGGUUCCUUGGGUUCUCAGAAAGGAAACCCCAGGCGCUCAGGAGACGUGCGGACCCGGACUUCAGACCCGAGCUGUGUCCUGCCGCCAGCUGGACGGGACGCAGGCCGACAUCAGCGAGUGCCUGAAGUCCGCCAAGGCCAUGCCCGCCAUCACUCAGCGCUGUCAGCUACCCUGCCAGGAUGACUGCCAGUUAACCAACUGGUCCAAGUUCUCGUCCUGCACAGCUGACUGUGUGGGAGUCCGCACCAGAAAGAGGGCAUUGAUAGGGAGAAGCAAAAAAAAGGACAAGUGCAAAAACACGCAGAUGUACCCUCUGAGCGAGACGCAGUACUGUCCCUGCGAUAAAUACAACGCCCAGCCGGUGGGGAAGUGGUCUGACUGCAUCCUGCCAGAGGGGGGGAGGGCAGACGGGACCGCGGCGAUGAAGGUCCAGGGAGACGUCAAGGAGUGCGGACAGGGCUACCGCUACCAGGCCAUGGUGUGCUACGACCAGGACAGCCGGCUGGUGGAGACCUCGCGCUGCAACAGCCACGGUUACAUCGAGGAGGCGUGCAUAAUCCCCUGCCCAUCAGACUGUAAACUCAGCGAGUGGUCCAACUGGUCCCGCUGCAGCAAGUCCUGUGGGAGUGGAGUGAAAGUGCGCUCCAAGUGGCUUCGGGAGAAACCGUACAACGGAGGCCGGCCGUGUCCGAAACUGGACCACAUCAACCAGGCCCAGGUGUAUGAGGUGGUGCCAUGUCAGAGCGACUGCAGUCAGUACGUCUGGGUCGCCGAGCCGUGGAGCGUUUGGAAAGUCAGCAACGUGGAUCUGAAGGAGAACUGUGGGGAGGGAGUCCAGACCCGGAAAGUCAGGUGCAUGCUGAACACGGUGGACGGCCCGUCCGAGGCCGUGGAGGAUUACCUGUGCGACCCGGAGGAGAUGCCGCUGGGAGCCAGGGAGAGCCGGCUGCCGUGUCCGGAGGACUGCGUCCUGAACGACUGGGGCACCUGGAGCCGCUGCAGCAUGCCCUGCACCAGGAACAACAGCCACGUGCGGACGGCGUACGCCCUGCGGUACCCCGGCGUGGGCCGGCAGUGCCCGGAGUUGUCCGACAGAGAGCCGUGCAGUCUGAACCUCAACUGCUUCAACUACUUCUACAACAUCACAGACUGGAGCACUUGUCAGCUGAGCCCCAACGCCGUUUGUGGAAGCGGCAUCAAGACCCGGAUGCUCGACUGCGUUCGCAGUGACGGCAAAUCUGUAGAUAUUAAAUUCUGCGAGGAGCUGAGUUUGGAGAAGAACUGGCAGAUGAACGUCUCGUGCACCGUCGAGUGUCCCGUCAACUGCCAGCUGUCAGAGUGGUCGGUCUGGUCCGAAUGUUCCCAAACCUGUGGGCUAGAUGGUAAGAUGCAGAGGCAGCGCUCGGUGGUUCAGGCCUCGCAGGGCGACGGCCGGCCGUGUCCGGCCCAGAUGGAGCAGUGGAAACCCUGCCCGGUUCGACCCUGCUACCGGUGGCAGUACAGCCCCUGGUCUGAGUGUCGGGUCGAGAGUGUGGUGUGCGGACAUGGCACUCGCUACAGAAACCUGUCCUGCUUCGUGUCGGACGGGUCCGGCGACGGCGAGAGCAGCAUGGUGGACGAGGAGCUGUGCAGCAGCCUGGAGCUGGCCGUCAACGGAGACAAGAAAAUCAUACUGAAAGAAGCUUGUACCCUCCCAUGUCCAGGCGAAUGCUACCUGAUGGAGUGGUCUGACUGGAGCUCAUGUGUCAACAUCUGUGUGAAAGGAGCCGGCGUGGACUUCGGCUCCGUUCAGGUCCGGUCCCGAGCCGUCCUGGCCCAGGAGCCUGAAAACCUGCAGCUGUGCCCAGACCAGGCUUGGGAGUCGCAGCCCUGCACAGGAGGCGAAUGUUUCGAGUACAAGUGGUUCAGCAGCAGCCGUCCGAACUCCAGCCGUCCGGCUGUCUGGUGUCAGCGCUCGGAUGGACUCAAAGUCACCGGUGGUUGUCCUGCGAUGAAUCCUCCAGUGGACAACAGCUCCUGUGACCCUCCCUGUCUCAUGACGAAGUCUUUCUGCAGCGAGGCCGGGAUGUGCAUGUGCGAGGAGGGCUUCACAGAGGUCCUGUCGCCUGCGGGUCAGCUGGACCAGUGCGCCCCGAUCCCGGUUCUGGAGAUUCCCACUGCAGGUGACAAGAAGGGGGACGUAAAGACCAGUCGUGCCAUUAACCCCACGCUGCCCACCACCAUCCAGCCGGGACGCACGGGCCGGACCUGGUACCUGCAGCCCUACGGACCAGAUGGGAAGCUGAAGAUGUGGGUGUACGGUGUAGCAGCAGGAGCCUUUGUUCUCCUCAUUUUCAUAGUGUCUAUGAUAUACCUAGCUUGCAAAAAGCCAAAAAGACCUCAGAGACAGAGGCAGCAGAACAACCGGCUCAAGCCGCUAACGCUCGCCUACGACGGGGACACGGACAUGUAGAGCCGCUCCUCCUGUCACACAAACCCCUCCAUGACAGCGAGCGAUGUUUGCAGCGUGAAUGGACUCACUUGUUCCCAUUUGAUUUUCCUUAACCAGAACCUUCAUGACCUCCAGUUCGCUCAAUGAAAUGCCUUUUAUUUUUAAACUGAGAGUCUCCAACUCUUUCACCCCCGCACUCUCCUGAAAACGCUGACUAGCUGGAGGCUUUGGACGCUCUGACGGUUUGUAUGUUGCCAAAAGUCACCGCAGGGAAGAAGAGGAGGAGGAGGAGGAGGAGGGAGAGGAAAAUCUCCAUCAAAAGGUUUGGAUUCCUUUUUCUUCCCUCAAUCCUCAGCCGGGUUUUGACUCAAAUCUCCUUUUUUCCCCCCCAGUCUUUUUAUUUCUGCUUGAUUCAGAGGCCUGUGUUUGUGGGAUAAACUGAUCGGCGGCCUUCACCCUCGCUUUGUUUCAGGCGCUACAUUGCACUAUAUUAGUGCAGCAUGAUAUGCACACGUGACUUCUACCUUUUAUUGCCAUAAAACACUGCCUCUUCCACAAACACAACGGACGGGAAACAACCGGAGAGACCCACCAGUAAAUAUCUGUAUAGGUUUCAUUUCUCUGCUUUUUUUUUGGUUGUGGUAAAAUAAAUCUUUUUGUGGUUUGUAGAUUUCGUCGGGUGUUUUUUUUUUUCCCCCAGAUGUAAGUAUGAGCAUUUUAUAAAUUGAAUAAAUUAAUUUUCUUGCGGUUUAGCUGAACUGAAACGAGUCCUGGAGAGAAACUGAAGCCAUUCAUGUCAUGCAAACAUCAUUUCUGCCUUACUGGUAACCAAUCUACUGCUCCUACUGGUAACCAAUCUACUGCUCUUACUGGUAACCAAUCUACUGCUCCUACUGGUAACCAAUCUACUGCUCUUAAUAUUUGAUCUGGCAAAUAUUAAACACAACAGAAGAAGCAGACAAAAACCUAAACAAACCAACUCAUGUAAUAACAGUGUUAUUAUAAAUGCUCCAGUCUCACUACAAUGAGAUAAUAUACAUAUAUAUAUAUAUACAUAUAAAUAAAAUACACUGUACAGAUGAACUAUACAAUAUGUUAAUAAGAAUAUGCCUCUGACUUCAGUGUAAAAGCAAACUGGUGUGAAGAAUGUUUACUUUUUUUCCGUGAAAUUUGUAAAUAAUGACUUUUUUAUUUUUUGGAGAAAAAAAAAAAUCAAAAGUAUGUGUAAAUUUAUUUUGUAUCGCACAGAAAAUGUUAGUUUGAAUAUUGCGAAGUGGGUGUAUGAUAUUGCUGAUUGUUGUUACUAUGAUGCAAGUUGUAUGUUGUGACCAAGAAAACUAAGAGAAAUAAUCAGAGGGGAAGAAAAAGAAACUCGAAGAACUGGUUGUUUUGUACAGGUUGUUCAUAUAUGGAAAGAAUUACUGAAAAUAAACGCGGACUCGGCUGCAAACACAAA